Messenger RNA from Periconia digitata, 1469 nucleotides. NCBI's taxonomy places the organism in Eukaryota, Fungi, Ascomycota, Dothideomycetes, Pleosporales, Periconiaceae. The record is from the annotation of a GenBank genome assembly.
AGUCUCGGCGUGUGGACCAUCGAAAACAAAUAUCAUGCUAUCUCUUUUGUAUCCGAAUGUCGGCAAGAAUGGGAAGACUCUGUUUGGAGAAGGAAAAAAAAUAUCAUUUGGUGUUCUAGCGCAUCUACUCUUGAGCCCGGUUCUGCCUAACCCGGUCAUCCACCUCCGACGAAAGAAGUGCUGGCGCGAGUAUUGGAAGUGGUUGCUCCACCUCUCCUAUCAUCCCAUCGUCAGUCUGGAUCCCGCAUACCGAAAGCACGGGAAGAAAUCACUUUUUACUAAAUCUCCAAUUGCCGACAGACAGCCGAUACGAGUCAUUGCAGGAUCGAGCACCCCUUCAUCGUCAGUCGUAACUCGAUCCACUCCACUCCUCCAAAACUCUGCUCACUACACUCUAUCUAAAGAAAGCCAUAAAUCCAUCAAAUCCAUCAAAUCCAACAGUGAUCAUUGUCAGCUACCUUAGAGAUCCUCCCCCCGACCUACGAAGACUGAUGAUGAUGCCUGUUGGAUUUGAUGGAUUCAUGGCUUUCUGUGGAUAGAGUGUAGUGAGUAGAGGUUUAGCAGGAUCGAUCACUUACCUCCCUUUUAUACUGCCUGCGAGCAGGCAGCAGUCAGAAAGUCAUGCCGUCAAUAUGGUGUUGUUGAGAUGGCUUACCGUGGAUCGCAAUAAGGCGAGACUUAAUUUUUUUUCUAGGGCAUUCUUGUCCCCUUCUGUUCAUCAUCCAAGGUAGCCCGCAUCUUUUGUACGUUGAUGUUAAAUCAACGAUUUUCAUUACAUUUUCAUUUGUUUGCAACCCGCCUUAAAGGGGUGCGGUGCAAAUACUCUAUUUAAACCCCGCUCCUCCAACAGCAAGACAGAAAUCACUAGAUUCAUCAAGGCGCGUACCAAAUUCAAGCAACUCACUUCCUCGACACCUCAGCCCGCGACUCGAUAUACAAGCCACCCAGCAAAUCGAACGGUAUUCUAAUAGCCAACGACGGCGCAUUGAUCGCAGUACAAGUUCAUCGCCAAACGACAUUUGAAGGUUUCGGCGGUUCUUUUUUUCUUACCUUCGAAUUCCACCGACUAACGUCCGAUCGUUGAUGCAGAUAUCAGAUAAGAAGAACUUUGCACACAAGAGAGGGAGAAAACGGUUUCCCCCUUUGUUGCGUUUCUCUCUCUCUCUCUCUCUCUCUCUCUCUUCUCAUUUCUCCUUGCUGAAAAUGUACGAGAAACCAUCGCACAGACUGAGGUCUCAUAUUGCGAGGAGAUGACAUGAGUCCCUAGGCUUCUCGCCGUGUCUUUUUCUUCGCGUUCUGUGUUGUGCUAUAUUACUAUUAGAUCAACACGACCUGAGUUCAUCAUAGGUGAGAGUAGAUAGAGCUGCUAAACUUCCCAUUCGUUGGUCAACAUGUCGUGAGUAAGCAAAUUGAUAAAAGAGGGAAAUAAAAACGCUUGAUGCGCAAGCAUGGUGGAAAUCACCAAUCUC